Messenger RNA from Myxozyma melibiosi, 1905 nucleotides. Its product is annotated as formyl transferase. Lineage: Eukaryota; Fungi; Ascomycota; Lipomycetes; Lipomycetales; Lipomycetaceae. Gene Ontology annotation, biological process: biosynthetic process; conversion of methionyl-tRNA to N-formyl-methionyl-tRNA. The transcript is spliced from 4 exons. The record is from RefSeq and is a predicted model, not a curated record. Gene Ontology annotation, molecular function: methionyl-tRNA formyltransferase activity. Gene Ontology annotation, cellular component: mitochondrion. Bases 379 to 1794 code for a protein of 471 amino acids.
AACGACAACCCUUCGGCGCGCGACGACGUUACUUCGCCACAGAGAUAGUUGUCGGGUGGGUUGAUAAUAGAAGGAGACCCGAGAAAUUCUGAUGCCAACUCUUAUUUCAAGUUAAAUCCAAAAAAGAUCUAAUACCUAUACAUUUUCGACAACAAGCUCUCGUUCAGAAAGAAAGAAUAAGCUAUGAUAGGUCUGAUAGUUGAUGAAAUAUAAAGAAUUCACAGAUAGUCUUCAAGAUUACGGUUUAGACGUAGGGUAAAAAAACCAGCGCUCGGCGUUACUCGGGCCGAUAAUUCGAGAAUUAUUUCAAUUUGUCUUCCGCUUCUUCAACAUCCUCUUCGCCGUCCUCUUCGACAACCAUCCUCGGAAACACCAACAAUGUUUCAAUUAUUUCCACGGACUCCUCUGUGCCUAAGCGUCUUCAAGCCAAAGCCACAGGCGGUCACUGUAGCGCGACGACAUGGCCAAUGGCCUCGUUAUGCUAUUCGAAAGGUCGAUCGCAUAGAUUCGUAUCUCGAAGACAUUCCUGAUACUGAGGAGAAUAAAAACGGAUUGAAAAUCAUAUUUUUCGGAUCAGACGAGUUUAGCAUUCAGAGUCUGCUGAGGCUGCAGGAAAUUAGAAGAGAUCAUCCUUAUAUCAUCAAGAGGCUCCAUGUCGCGACGCGCUCUUGGAAAAAAACCGGCAAGAGAGCAGAAGUGCCGAUUGUGCACACUGCCAACAGAAUGUUGAUACCUGUUCUCAGAGCCGAAACGAAGGAUGACUAUGCUCAAAUUAUUUCGAGGAAAUAUGAUCUCGCGAUUGCUGUGUCGUUUGGAAACCUCAUUCCAGCAAAUUUCUUGCAAGGGCUGCCUCUAGGUGGUGUGAAUCUGCACCCGUCGCUUUUGCCAAGAUACAGUGGAGCUGCUCCAGUCCAGUGGACAGUCUUCAAUGGCGACUCCGAAACAGGCGUGACUUUGCAGACGCUCGACCUACACAAGUUCGACAAAGGCGAGAUCUUGAUGCAAUCGCCAAUCCAGAAAGUGCAACCUGACGAGACGUCUCAAGCGUUGCUGAAGAAGCUGGGUAAUAUUGGCGCAGAUAUGCUCGCGAGAGCAAUCACUCGCAUAGCACAGACCGAGAGCCUGGACCGCACAAGCACCAGUACUGAGGAAGAUUACAAUCCGGCAAGCAAGCUGAUCCCGUUGUUUGAGCAAGACAGGAAAGCUGUGGUCAAAACAGAAUUCUCUCACGCGCCCAAAAUCCUCCGGAGUCAUCGACGGAUUGACUGGGAGAAAUCCAAGUACAGUGAUAUCGAGCGGCAAAUGCGCGCGUUCGGGCCCGAACUGUGGACUACUGUGCAAGCCCGGCGCAAGUCAGAUCGCGCGCUUCUUUCCCGGAAUAUUUUCAUCGACAACAUGCGCGAUUUGACCUAUGAAGUUGAUGAGACAAAAGUGAACGGGCCCGCGAUAUUUCACGGGUACUUCGUCAAGACUGAUCCCAAGUACAAGUAUUUCUACCCGGGGUGGUUGAUACGCACAUGUGAUAGACGUAUUCUAUACACUAUCAUCAGGAGCGAGAGUUACAACAAGAAGGAGAGAUGGGAGAGCUGGCGCUUGGACUCGAUCGCACCUGUGGACCGGCUUUUGGAAAGUUCGACGGAUAUCCACGCGGCUUACAAAGAGAUGUUUAAAAGGAAAAAGACACAGGCUGAGUUAGAUGAGGAAGAGGCGAAUGCGAACAAGGCGUGGUAUCUAUUGGAAAAUCUGGAAGAGCUGGAGGAGUUCGAUGACGAUAAGGAUGGGUGGGAGAAAUGAUUUGAAUUACCAAGCAAGAAGAUUUUCCUCACGUGGAAAUUCGCUAGAGGUGUUUAUAAUUUGUAUAUAGCACACAAAGUAAGCUAUUGAUUGAGACAGCGAAAACGAUAA